This is a messenger RNA of Homalodisca vitripennis (glassy-winged sharpshooter), 1382 nucleotides long. RefSeq names its product NKAP family protein CG6066. Gene Ontology annotation, biological process: regulation of gene expression. Gene Ontology annotation, cellular component: nucleus. The record is from RefSeq and is a predicted model, not a curated record. Gene Ontology annotation, molecular function: chromatin binding. The coding region runs from base 142 to 1218 and encodes 358 amino acids. The transcript has 6 exons. Lineage: Eukaryota; Metazoa; Arthropoda; Insecta; Hemiptera; Cicadellidae.
AAAAAUCUGUCUGUAGUCAUUUGUCUAUGUCAAUGGGAAGUAAUAUAAGUGUGUGUGUGUGUACUACUAUGUUUAUAUUGUAUGUAGAACGUUGAAUUGUGUGUUUGGUUUUGUUUCUAAUAACAUUAGAAUAUAAGUGAGAUGGCUCCACCUGGAUAUUCAUCGUCGUCUCAUAGUCCGGUCAGGCGCAAGAGAAAAUCAUCUAGUUUAUCAGAUAGUGACGACAGUGAUCACAAACACUCUACGAGUAAACAUAAGCGACCUGAUUUUUCAGUAAAAAAAGAAACUAGUAAAAAUGAAAGACACUAUGAAAGAAGAAGUGAAAGUGUGUCAAGCUCUAAGCUACCAGAGGGAAGAUGGAGACAUGACAAAUGGAAAGAGACGGAUGACGACAACUUUGUUAGGCCCUUUGACAGGGCUGGUAGCAGUCGCCGAGAUGACCCCCGCAGGGAUAGACGCAGUCAGUCUCGAUCUAAUGGCCACAGGGAGCGCCAUCACAGCUCAGCGAUGGAUGAUUUCAUGGACCACAGGCGGCAGGAGAGAGAGCGGAUAACCUUGGUUGGUGUGGAACAGGUGUGGGGGAAAUCUCCCACCCAUGCUGAAGAUUCAGAUGGUAACGACACUGUACUAAAUAUGUCAGCAAAUCAUUCAGAUUGUGAAAGUGGCUCCAAUAAGAAGAAGAAAAAGAAGAAGAAAUCUGACAAGAAAAAGAAAUUAAGUAAAAAGUCAAAGAAGGAGAAAAAGAAACAUAAAAAGAAAAAGAAGAAGGUAGCUGAAUCUUCAGACACUUCCAGCUCAGAGGACGAAUGGGUGGAGAAAACUAUGGGUGACUCUGGUACAGAGGAGGAGGUAGUAGGCCCAGUACAGAAGGACAAGGUGACUCUGACGAUGAAGGACUACGGCAAGGCGCUGCUGCCAGGAGAGGGGGCCGCCAUGGCAGCGUAUGUCGCCGAGGGUAAGCGUAUCCCACGCAGAGGAGAGAUCGGUCUUACCUCAGACCAAAUCGCCUCAUUCGAGGCUGUCGGCUAUGUCAUGAGUGGUAGCAGGCAUCGGAGGAUGGAGGCUGUGCGUAUCCGUAAGGAGAAUCAGAUCUACUCAGCUGACGAGAAGCGAGCACUGGCCAUGUUUAGUAAGGAAGAACGACAGAAGAGGGAAAACAGAAUCCUCACUCAAUUCCGGGAAAUGGUCAGCAGCAAAUUGUCCAACGAGAAUAAAUAAAAGGCCGUCCUCACACUAUAUCCCUAUGAACAUUGUAAAUGUUGUAUAUACCAAGAAUGCUAUAAAUUGUAUAUUUUUAGAACUACACAAACUUGUAUAAAAUAUGUAGAAAUAUACAUUGUAUUUGUGUUAUAUUCAAAGUAAAUUAAAUAUAAUUUAAGUAA